AUGACACAAGAUCAAGAACUUGAACAAAUCAAAUCAAAAAUCCAAGAUCAUUUGAUUUCAUCGGGAACUUAUGAAACUAUAAACCAAAACUUGAAAUUGAAACUUUAUGAAUCUGGAUGGUACGACAAAAUAAGUUCGUUAACAUUGAAGGAAUUACAGAGUAAUAAUGAUAAUAACGAGCCUAUAAACUUCAACGACUUAUUUCAAUUCGUCAAACCUAAAGCCGAAGAUUUGGUACCCAAUGAAGUAAAGAAUGAGAUCAUGGAUAAAAUAAAGGAUUACUUAGAAGACAUAACUCAAUAG
This is a messenger RNA of Yamadazyma jaroonii, 303 nucleotides long. The record is from the annotation of a GenBank genome assembly. Lineage: Eukaryota; Fungi; Ascomycota; Pichiomycetes; Serinales; Debaryomycetaceae.